This is a messenger RNA of Fusarium graminearum PH-1, 540 nucleotides long. RefSeq lists its product as uncharacterized. Lineage: Eukaryota; Fungi; Ascomycota; Sordariomycetes; Hypocreales; Nectriaceae. The record is from RefSeq and is a predicted model, not a curated record. The transcript has 3 exons. Bases 1 to 540 code for a protein of 179 amino acids.
AUGGCAACGACAUUUCUUGUGUCACCUUUCGAGGUCGGACCCUUUUUGAAGAAGGAUGAUGUGACAGUUGGCAGUCAGGAAUGGUUCAACGAUGUCUGGGAGGUGACGAAGAGUGUCAGCAAAGCGACUGAAGAUACUGUCAAGAGCAAAAUAAGUGAGCAUGUAGACUGGACUCAGGGCCCAGCUGCGUUUGGUGGUGUUGCACAUGCCAUGGAAGCGAUGAAAGCUGGCCAUCUCACAUCACCACCCGGUAUGUUUACGCCUAUAUCGUCCCCCGGUUUGCUGGACGGCACGCAUCUUCAGGGGACCUACGGUAAAGACGAUCAAGGUGAUAGUCCGGCGUUGAAGCUUGAUGAUUUUUCUUUUUACUCAAGAGUCAGCAACCUAUUUGGUCCUCAAACUUGGGCAUGGACAGCGUUGGGAAAGCUCAACACUAUAUUGGUUAUGCCUGAUCCCCGUAUACGUUCUGUGCCAAACCUUCAGUGGUGGGAUCUUUUCAACGCCUCGAUUGAAAGUAUCGCAAACGAUAGCUCCGAGUAA